AUGGCUUCAAGUACUGAAAUAGGGCUUGCAGCUACCGUAAACAUCCUCACUGCAUUCGCAUUUUUGGUAGCAUUUGCGAUACUUCGGAUUCAACCUAUAAACGACAGAGUAUAUUUUCCAAAAUGGUAUCUAAGGGGAUUAAGGAGCAAUCCACUUCAAUCAGGUGCAUUUGUGCAGAAGUUUGUAAACUUAGACUUCAGAUCAUACUUAAAGUUCCUGAAUUGGAUGCCUGCUGCAUUACGUAUGCCUGAGCCUGAGCUUAUCGAUCAUGCCGGAUUAGACUCUGUUCUUUACUUGAGAAUUUACUUAACAGGAUUGAAGAUCUUUGUUCCAAUAGCAUGCCUCGCUUUCUCAGUUAUGGUUCCAGUCAAUUUCACCAAUCGAACUUUGGAGGAAUCUAAAUUAACAUAUAGUGACAUAGACAAGCUUUCGAUUUCCAACAUUCCAACUGGAUCAAACAGAUUCUUUACACAUAUAGUCAUGGCAUAUGCUUUUACCUUUUGGACAUGUUAUAUUUUAAAAAGAGAAUAUGAGAUAGUUGCAUCAAUGAGGUUGCAUUUUAUCGCUUCAGAAAACCGAAGACCCGAUCAAUUUACAGUGCUAGUUAGAAAUGUCCCCCCUGACCCUGAUGAAUCGGUCAACGAACUCGUGGAACACUUUUUUCUAGUCAACCAUCCUGAUCACUAUCUAUCUCAUCAGGUUGUUUAUGAUGCACACUUGCUCUCUGAUUUGGUAAACGAGAAGAAAACAAAGCAAAAUUGGCUUGAUUACUAUCAACUUAAAUAUAAUAGAAAUAACCAGUCAAAAAGACCAUCAGUAAAGACUGGUUAUCUUGGUUUGUGGGGAAAGAGAGUGGAUGCUAUCGACUUUUACGAAUCUGAAGUCGAGAAACUAUCGAAAAAGAUAUUCAAAGAGAGGGAAAUAAUCACGAAAAGCUCGAAACAUGUUAUGGCAGCUGCAUUCGUCUCGUUUAAAACACGAUGGGGAGCUGCGGUUUGUGCACAAACCGAACAAUCCAGGAAUCCGACGAUUUGGUUAACGGAAUGGGCGCCUGAACCUCGCGAUGUUUAUUGGGAUAAUCUCGCGAUUCCAUUCGUUUCACUCACGAUUCGAAGGCUUGUAAUCGCUGUCGCGUUUUUCUUCCUUACUUUCUUCUUCAUGAUUCCGAUUGCAUUCGUUCAAUCGCUAGCUAAUAUCGAUGGAAUCGUCAAAGCCGCUCCCUUCUUACAGUCUCUUCUCGAAGUGGGGUUUAUCAAGUCUGUGAUCCAAGGUGUUCUUCCUGGAAUCGCUUUGAAGAUCUUCCUGAUUGUUCUUCCUUCGAUCCUCAUGAUGAUGUCUAAAUUUGAAGGAUUCACAUCCAUUUCAGCUCUCGAGAGAAGAUCCGCAACUCGCUAUUAUAUCUUCCAAUUCAUCAACGUCUUCCUUGGAAGCAUAAUCACCGGAACUGCAUUUCAACAGCUAAACACCUUCAUCCACCAAUCUGCAAACACGAUCCCAGCUACAAUCGGUGCAUCGAUACCAAUGAAGGCGACCUUCUUCAUCACUUACAUAAUGGUAGACGGAUGGGCGGGAGUUGCAGGAGAGAUUUUAAGAUUAAAACCGCUGAUCUUUUAUCACUUGAAGAAUUUUUUGUUAGUGAAAACUGAAAAAGAUAGAGAAGAAGCAAUGAAUCCAGGGAGUUUACCUUUCAACACCGGUGAACCUCAAAUCCAGCUUUAUUACUUACUCGGCCUUGUUUAUGCUUCUGUCACCCCAAUUCUUCUUCCUUUCAUAGUCGUCUUCUUUGCCUUAGCCUACGUCGUAUAUCGUCAUCAGAUUAUAAAUGUAUAUAAUCAACAAUACGAAAGUGCUGGAGCAUUUUGGCCAGAUGUUCAUGGGAGAAUCAUAACUGCACUGGUUGUUUCACAGCUGCUUUUAAUGGGUUUACUUAGCACAAAAGAAGCUGCUCAAUCAACCCCAUUGCUUAUUGUACUCCCUGUGUUGACACUUUGGUUUCAUAGAUUCUGUAAAGGAAGAUUUGAACCAGCUUUCGUUAGGUACCCUUUACAGGAAGCUAUGAUGAAAGACACAUUAGAAAGAGCAAGGGAGCCAAGUUUAAAUGUGAAGGAUUAUUUACAAGAUGCGUAUGUUCACCCGGUGUUUAGUAACAAAGAUAGAUGGGAUGGGAGUGAUGAUGGUGUGAGUGAUGAUGAGUGGCCGAAAGAACCGGCGCUUGUCCCUACGAAACGUGAGUCGCGGGUCAACACGCCGGUUAGGAGCCAACGGAGUGAGUCAUCGCGAACACUGUUGUGUGUUACUGAUGAAAGAUCGUGUCCGUAAGAUCGGAUUUUUAGGGUUUUGGUGGGUGGGGUGUUUGUGAAUGACUUUGAGAUGAAGCCUUUAUGUGUAUAUUGUUUUGGUUAAUCAAAAAGUUGGGAUUUGUUUUUGGUGUUGGCAACUUGGGCCAUCUUGUCCUAGAAAAAAAAAAUUGCUAAUUAUAAUCAAGUGUUCCUUAACUUAUGUGCA
Lactuca saligna is the source of this 2505-nucleotide messenger RNA. NCBI's taxonomy places the organism in Eukaryota, Viridiplantae, Streptophyta, Magnoliopsida, Asterales, Asteraceae. The record is from the annotation of a GenBank genome assembly.